This is a messenger RNA of Acanthosepion pharaonis, 981 nucleotides long. NCBI's taxonomy places the organism in Eukaryota, Metazoa, Mollusca, Cephalopoda, Sepiida, Sepiidae. The record is from the annotation of a GenBank genome assembly.
AUGUCAGCAAUGACUGCGGCUGCUGCUGCUAAGAUUGUUGUUUCUCUCCUCCCCUUCCCACCGUCCCCCACUCUCAUCAUUCUCAUACCGUUUCCCUAUCGUUUUCCCUCUGUAUUUUCAACCGUGGUCUGUCUCUUCACACUCUUCCCCCUCUGUUUUCAUUUCCUUUAUCUCGAUUCGUAUCCCUCUUCUUUCAUUUUAUGUCUCGUCUUCUCUUUUGAUACCCUUUUUAACUUUUCUAUCCUUUCCUUCAAACUUUUCUAUUAUUUUGUUUUAUUUUCGUCAACUCAUUCUCUUCAUUUUUCUUUUUAUUCUAUCCCUUCUUUUUCACCCUCUCCUGCUUUUAUUAACUUUCUCAUUAUUUUUAUUAGCGUCAUCCUCUCUCUCUUUUUCUUUUCAUUGCUGUAUUUACACUUUUUCUUCUUUCACACUCUCCUAUUUAAGUCUUUACUCUUUCUUUACCAUUCUAUUCCUGUUUCGCUUUCCCCACUCACUCGUAUUACUUACAUCUCUCUUUCCAUAGCAACUACCACCACUUUCUCUAUUAAUGUCUCCACCUUAUUAAGUCACCUUCUCUCGUCACUCGUUGGGCUUUCUCUCUUUUUCUCACUUCUUUAUAUAAAUUUCUUAUUUUAUACUCGCUGCCACUUUUUUCUCUUUCUAAAACCUCAUUCCAUUUUCAUCUCCAUCACAACUCCCCGCUCUUUUAUUUCUUGUUUUCCUCCUUCUCUUCCUUGUGUCCCUCUCUAUUUAUUUACACUCUCACGCUCUCUAACACUCUUUAACCAUUUUUUUCUCUUUGCAUGCUCUUGUUUCCCUGUCUCUCUUCAUGCAGACAGACAUCUCCCUUACUUUGCCUUUAUUGUCUUCUCUUCUUCCUCACUAUCACUUUCUCCUCUCUUUUAUUUAUUUAUUUUUUUUUUUUUGACAUCUUUCUUUUUCUUAAUAACGGCUUUCUCUCUUUCUUUUUUUCCCACCUAA